AUGAAACCUCUACCCACAGCAGAGGUGAUCCUCCUGGACACUGUCAGCAGCCCCAGUGAGAACAAGAGCUAUGCCAGCUCUUCUGUCACAAGUCCAUUGUGAAGUCAUGUGUGAAUGAAGUCACAGCCAUGCUGAAGCUAAAGCAUUAUCUACCUCUGUAGCUCUGCCUUAUCUUUGUGUAGGGCUCAUGGUCUUGUGACUCCCAAUGGCAAAUACAGUGAGACAGUAGGAAAAUGGAGCGAAGAUGAAACUCACAAGCUCAGAAUGCCCAAUGAUGAAAAGAAGAAGUAUUGGGGCAAGGGGGAGAAACCUCCAACGGCUUCUGGUAUGUUUUUUGAGAACAAUUCAAGGUGCUUAUGCUCACAUUUAAAGCUCAAUAUGGCUUAGCGCCCAGGAAAAUGAAGUUAUACAUUCUCAGUUCCACUUACUGAAGUCAUAUUUGGAGUUGGUGACCAGAAAGAGCCAUCUCAGUGGUGUUCCUUGCCUGUGGAAUUCUCUCCUGGUGCCAACAUUAUUGUGUGUUUUUUGGCAUCAGGCAAAGGGGUAUUUAGUCUCUCAGACUCAUUUAUUAUUGAAAUUUUUACAUAUUGCUCUUCCAUAAAGCUUCAGGAUAAAAUAUAAAUAAUGUUAAAUAAGUAAGAAAAUAGAAAGCAGGAUUUUCUUUUAUCAGUCUUGAACCUACUGCCCGCUGCUUAGCUCUACUGACUGAUCCCAAGUUAUAGUUAUGGGUGAGGAGGAAGAGAAUCAGCUAUCAUACCAAAUAGAGAACACAGUGGCUCAACAGACAGACCUGCAGUGAAUCCUUGUUCAUGAGUCCAGAAAGAUCUUUAUUUAAUAAGAGGUGACUGUCGGCUGUCAUUUCAUGAAGAGAAAACUGUCAUGUGAAUCAGACUUUAAAGAAUGGGAAAGAUGGCUGGAAACAGACAAAAGAUUUUGAGAGAGUUGAAGGCAAUAUGACAGAUGCUCUGUUACCCUUAGGACAUACAGGCUUUUUCUUAGCUCACUCUUGUCUCUCAUCAAAUAAAUUUUGAAACUGGCAAACCUUUGUUACCACUGGUGAUAGUGGGAUAAAGUUGUGUACAAGAGGCAAUGAUUUAUGUCUCAAUACAACCUUCAGUUAUUUUGGGGAGGGGUGUUCUUCCUUCUCCUGACUUGGUGCACCUUAUUUAGAGUUAAUUCCUACAAACAAGAUUUCAAAACCUGUUGGAAUAUAUUCUCGCCUUAAAACAACUUACAGCUCCAUCAUUGAGAGCAUACUCAAAGCAUGUUUUGCUCAAGGUGAUUUCAUUUCCCCCAAUUACCAUGACACUUUUGAUUCUGUGUGGAGGAAGAACGGGGUAUACUCAUUCAGAGAAAAAUUGCUUUCUACCAUGUUGCUUACUCAAGUGGGAAUUUCUAUUACCCUGUGCAAUGGGGAGGAGAUCCUUAAUUUUUAAUAUGUCUGUAAAAUAAAUUCAGAUUGUUUCCUUAAUAGAAAUGUCAAUCCCAAUAGCCAAAAGAUCUCUUCAAGAAGGUGGGGUGCUUUUUUUGAAGUGUACAUUGAACCACCAGCAUUAAGAUUGAUAUCUUUGAGAGGAGAAAUAGCUAUUUUAGUGAAAGGAUUCAUAUUUUCCUAUUUGAAAUAUCCAUCUGUUCUGCAAAUGCAAGAUACAGCAUUUUAGCAGCAAGCAUAGUUUAUUUACUCCCUUCCAUCUUUAAAGAUAUUCAUCUUUUUAUACAUGAGCUCCCCUCUCUAUGCUAUUUGAUUCGGCUGUUGAAAAUUAUCCUGAUUCACAGUGAAUUUUGCACCACAGAGUUCCGUAGUGACUUAUUUCCUAUGGGCCUGAUUGGAGCCUGUUCUGGACAGACACAGUGAAAAGGCCAAAUCCAAAUUGCUUUAUUGCUUAGCAAAAAACCAUCCUCAGUCCUACAGCGGUACAAUGGAAAUCGUGAUAUUACUCAAAAUAAGAAUAAUAUAAUCCAUUGCAAUAGCAGUAGAAGAGAAAGUAGGCUAGCAUCAGACCCAGCUGAGAAUAAGCCCGACCCUGUAAACUCUUAGAUUUGGUUGAGUAGCUAUUUAGAUAAUAAAGUGUUUUUUUUCUUAAUUGGUCUAUGGCCUUCAGAAAACACAGUUUGAUUACCUCCUGGCUGAUUUAAAGCUUAAGAGUAAUCAAGGUUUUCAAGGCUACAUAAUCAAAGGCUUGGUAUCAAAAGGCACUAGAAACUGAGUCACUGAAUAGCAGUAGAUUCAAGCUGGACCAAAAGUUGCUCAAACAAAGCAUCGCUGUCUUAUUGAAUUAAUUUCUACAGGCUAGUGGUGGUCACUAGUUAAGCCUGCUUUUUAAAAAGGAUUAGAUAAAUCUCUGGAGAACAUAGGUCUAUUAAUAAACCAUUAGCCGUGACACAUGAGGCCAGCAACAAAACGUUGCAGUGGAUCCCAUCUCCUAACACCAGUGUUUGUGUUUAAUUGAGUUGGAAUCACUGCCAGAUUGGAGGCCACGGGGCAGGUGCCUUAAAUAUGAGGUGGUUGAGGGCUGCUUCACUGUCAUCCCCCACCACUCCUCCUUCCUCAUUCCCUUGCUAAAUUUGAAAUUUUGUUGCUGCUGUAGCUGUUGAUAUGACAUUAGCAUGGGCACUCUCCCCUGCAGUCUGAGGAAUGGAGGAGUCCCCAUUGUAGAACAGGGAAUUCUGGGUGAGUUGACCCAGGAGAGUGAUGAUGCCACUGCUGUUCUUGCCUCAGCGCAACGGCAGUAGUGGAGGGACUCUCCGCAACCACAUCACCCAGAAUGCCUAAGGGAGGGUCUGGCUAGCAAUCACCGCCUGGCUUUACUCUUGGGGGGGGGGGGCAAUAGCGAAAUAAUCAUCCUUGCAACAGUCUCAUUUUCUGAUAUAUGUCCUUGGUAAAUCACUGCCCCAACAUCCAAUCCUUAUUAUUAUGGUGGUUUGUGCCAUGACAGCUCAUGGUCUGGUGACACUGUCUUCUCCCGCAGUGGUCUCAAACUUUUACUCUGGGCCACACUUUCAGAAUAAAAAAUUGCUUGUGGUGUGCUGAAUGUUUGUUAAUUAGAAAUACAUCGGAAACAAAAAUAUCUCAGCUAGGAUUGUCCUUAGUAUCAUAUGAUGUUAUUGCUCUCAUUUUGAAAAUAUAUCUAUCCAUAUUCUUUAAAGACAGAGAUAGAGAUUAGAUAGAUAGAUAGAUAUAUAGAUAGAUAGAUAGAUAGACAGACAGACAGACAUGGAAAUGUUUAAAUGUUUCUUUGAUUGUCCUCAAAUCUUCCUGCCUCUCUUGCCAUCCUCUCCUGCCACACCAGCGAGGCACACCACAUCCUUUGAGAACCACUGUCCUACUGGCUGGGAUUUUUUCUUCUUCUUCCUUGGCGAUCACUCGUAGCUGAGCAAGAUCAUCUUCCAUAAACACGGUUUUAACAAUGUGUCUGUAAGCGACUGUGGAGGCCAAUUCUGGAGCCACACGUCCUUCCACAGUGGGGACAUUGGUUUCUGGGUGGGAGUUGAUCGCAGUGUGGAUUUGCCAAGCGUGCCUUCCCCUUAGUUGGGAUUUACUGCACAAGCAGUAAAUGGUGCUUUGCUUUAAGUGCACUUCUGUAUUUCAGGCACCAGGAAAAGUGGCAGCUGCUAAUGUACACAACAGACAAUGGAGGAAAGGCAGCAGAAGCCUUGGCUUCUUGCUCUUGAUUUUGGUGGUUUUAUAAGAACACCUUGCAAUGGUGUUACAGUGGAGGGACAGUGUCAGACAAGUGCUCACUCAGUAUCAACUGAGCCCAUCAGCCAGGUUAGAACAGCUGCCCACUUAACCUUAUUUAGGCUCAACAUUUUACUGCUCAAAAUUUCAGUUUAGCCCUAGUAUCAAAGACCGAGGCAGAACCUCGAAUUGUGAAAUGUUGUAGGUUUGGCUGACUUUCCAUUCAGCAGAGUUUCUAUAUCCUCCCUUCAUUUUUAUCUUAGAACUUUAAAGGUAUUCCCCAAUCCCUGCAGGAUAACAGCUAAUUAUUUCAAUAAAGAAUCACAAUUCAUUAUAAUGCUGUUUUCUGCAAGAUUCAGAUAAUCCUCAAAAGCCAAGGCAGUGCAAAUAUAGAAGGAUCAUGUAAAUUCAAGGAAAAAUACAUACCAGAAUCCCAUGAUGUACCGAGUCCACAAUUUCUCUAAUGAACCCCAAGUUUAUUUCAGUGAACUUGAAUCUAUGCCUGACCAGAGUCCCCAUGUGAAAGAACUGGCAUAACCAUACAAAUUGCCUUAAUAAGCAUUGUCAAAGCAGCAAAAAGGUUCAAUGUGAAGGAUGAAGAUAAGAGAUGUUCACUCAGAUUUAAAUGAGAGCUGGGCUCUGAGUCAGUGAGCCUCAGAGUUCCUUUCAUGCAGAUGAAUGCAAGUUUGAUAAUGGAAUAUUAGUCAUUUGGGGAGACACUACUCUCUGUUGUAUGGACCAUGUUGCCAUUUAUGUGAGACACCUGAAAAUUUCUCAGGGAUGUCCAAAGUCCCUUUCGGGGGGCUAAUCUGGCCCGCCGGUUGGUUUCAUCCAGUCCCUGUGGCAGAUGGUUUCCUGCAGUAAAAUCAUAAAAAAAACCCCUCAACAAUUUCAAUCCUAAAAAAAGAUCAACAACUUUGGUCGCCUCUCACAGCCCUUCACUUCAUCAAAUCUGGCCCUCUUUGAAAACAGUUUGGACACUACUGCCUGAAAUGAAUGGGGAACAUUCAAAACUGAAAACACAAAUUCAGAAUGGAUUGUGUGGGAAAACUUUAUGCUCUGCAAACUGAACUCCAUAUUGUAAUUUUUUUAAAAAAAAUAUAUCCUGGGAAAUAAACAUUCAGGAAGGUGUUAUUACAGUAUGCAGCCAAUCACAUUCUGAUGAUCUAAGUCAGCCUUUCUCAACCUGUGGGUCCCCAGAUUUUGUUGAACUACAACUCCCAUCACCCGUAGCUAGCAAGGCCAGAGCUCAGAGAUGAUGGGAUUUGUAGUCCAACAACAUCUGGGGACCCACAGGUUGAGAACCACUGAUCUAAGUAGAAGUGCAGUCAGUUGAGAAAGUAUGGGCAUUCUAAAUGAAAUAUAAAGCAUGAACUUACCCAAAGUGAUUGUCCUAUUGAUUUGAAUGCAGACUUUUUCCAUAUUGCCCUAAUUCUGUCUGCACUGGUUGCAUUGGGCCCAAUUUAAGGUGCUACUGUUAGUGUGUAAAGCCCUAAAUAACUUAGGAUUUGGGUAUUUUAUGGUAAAGUUCGACCCUGAGCUCAGGUGAGGGGGCUUCAUAUGCAGGCCUGCUGGUGAAAACCAUGGUAACAUGGUUGCUCGCCAUGUUAGGAUACUCUGGAUCUCCUCUUAGAGGCAUGUCCAGCCACAAUGAUGUUGACUUUCUGCCAGAUAGUGAAGACUUCCCCCCAAUUUAUUUAUUUUUUUUGGGGGGGGGAGCUGAUUAGUCUACUGUGGCCUUUAGAUUUCCCUAUUUUAUUGCAUUCAUUAGAUUAUAGUAAAGUACACCAAUAAUCUUAAUAGCAUUGGGGUUACCCAAACCCAUUCCUUCAUAUGUAUUGUUUUAUUAUGACUGGAAGCCAGUUUUGGACCUUUUAUUAAAAAGCAUUGAAAAGUAAAAUAUUUUAUCCAAUGCUGGAUGUGUGGAGUUUGAUGGAUCCACCCCCCUGCCAGAUCUGCUCUGAAGUGUCCUUCUCUAGAGCAGAUUUUGAGUCUGGAGAGAGGAGACAAGGGGGAAAUUCUGUUCUUAAUGCCGAAUGAUGGCACAAUAAAUUAAUCAAUGGAAAAGAAGUCUGAUUUUUAUUAUUAUUAUUAUUAUUAUUAUUAUUAUUAUUAUUAUUAUUAUUAUAAAAAACUAUAAAAAUCUUUACAGGCAUCUCGGGAAAGAAUUAUGGGACAAAGCAAUUCCUUACAACCUUUCAAGUGGCUACGCUGAAUAUCUGGUACAGAAUACAACUAGUACCCCCUAGUAGCUGGUAUUCUGCUCAACAUACCAAUGAUUUUUUUCAUUGACCUUGACUCCUGUUUCUGUGGCCACUUUGCUGAGAGUUGACUGUAAGUGCUCACUGUUUCAUUCAAUUACAGCUUUAAAUUGGUGAUUAGCCAAUUAAUCCUCACAGAACCUGGAGGGAUUCAAGUGUUAUUGAAAUCUGCAAAGUGUUUUUCAAGAUAUCAAAGAAAAUUCAAGUGCAGCAUCCUCAAUGUGAGUAAGACCAUUACAAUAAUGAACUUAUUUGAAGGGCAAUCCACAAUAACAGCUGCCGAUAAACGAAGCCCUUUUACAUAAAGAAACACACAUUGUGUUGGCUUCAUGGAAUCCUAUGUCAGCUUUAAAUAUAGAAUGUGCAAACCAGGUCAUACAUUUUUGCAAAACAGAACAUUGCAUAUAUUUAUGCAGCAGUUCAGAAGUAGUCAGAAAAUUUUAUUUUAAUAUGAUAGCCUUCUCUCUAGACACUUCAAUCCAGUAACUGUUUUGUUCAAUAUUUUGGUGUUUCAGUAGCCAACAAAAAAGAUGGGUGACUAUUACAACCAACUUUAAGUUUUAAAGAAAAGAGGAAAUCCAGCGGAUCAUACUUUUAAGUAAAGUGGGUAGGACUUGUGCCUUUUACAUAUGUAUAUACUUGAAUGAGCACUUUAGGUUAGUUUAUUACUGUUUUUAUAUUUGAGUAUUUUGAAUGUAGAGUUUGGUUUUGGGGGUAAAUUUAUUUUGGUAUGUACUUCCAUUCAAGGAGUGAUGGGGUCUGUUGGGACAUGUUUCUACACCAAGACAGAAGUGUGUGGGAUUCUUAUCCAAGAGAUGCUGUUUGCAGAUGAAGCAUUGCCAAUAGCAUACUCCGAGGAAUCUCUACAGAGACACAUCAAUCUUUGCCCAAGCUUGAAUGGAGUUUGGCCUCACCACCAGUCUCACAAAGACCAGCAUCCUGGGUCUAGAUGUCAUCGGCACUCCAUGCGUCAGCACUGGUGACCACAUGUUUGAAGUAAUAGACAACUUUGUCUUCCUCUCCAUCAAUGCUGAGCUGGAUUAGCUUCUUGGCAAGGCAACUACAGCAAUGGCUUGCCUCUCCAAAAGGGUAUGGAAUAAUGUGAUACUAAUGUUCAAUAUGGGACACGGGUGGAGCUGUGGGUUAAACCACAGAGCCUAGGACUUGCCGAUCAGAAGGUCAGCGGUUCGAAUCCCCGUGACGGGGUGAGCUCCCGUUGCUCGGUCCCUGCUCCUGCCAACCUACCAGUUCAAAAGCACGUCAAAGUGCAAGUUGAUAAAUAGGUACCGCUCUGGCGGGAAGGUAAACGGCAUUUCCGUGCGCUGCUCUGGUUCGCCAGAAGCAGCUUAGUCAUGCUGGCCACAUGACCCGGAAGCUGUACGCCGGCUCCCUCGGCCAAUAAAGCGAGAUGAGCGCCGCAACCCCAGCUUCGGCCACGACUGGACCUAAUGGUCAGGGGUCCCUUUACCUUAAUGUUCAAUACCAAGAUGAAGAUCUACCAGGCUUGUGUGUUGAGCACGCUGCUUUGUGGAAGGGAGUCGUGGGCAACUUGCACCCUCCAGGAGUGACAUCUCAAUGCCUUACGUAUGUGCUGUGUGUGGAAGAUUUUGGGCGUCACAUAACAGGACAGAGUCUCAAACAAAGAUGUGCUCUCCCAAGCUCACAUUCCCAACAUGCUUUCACUUCUGUCUCAGCGACAUCUACCCUGGCUUGGACAUAUACACAGAAUGGAAGGUGGCAGGGUCCCCAAGGACAUGCUCUAUGGCAGGCAUAGGCAAACUCGGCCCUCCAGAUGUUUUGGGACUAUAGCGCCCAUCAUCCCUGACCACUGGUCCUAUUAGCUAGGGAUGAUGGGAGUUGUAGUCCAAAAACAUCUGGAGGGCCGAGUUUGCCUAUGCCUGCUUUAUGGGGAGCUGGUUUCAGGCACUAAGCCUAUUGUCAGACUAAAUCUGCAUUACAAAUGUGCCUGCAAACAUGACAUGAAGGCUGGCAGCAUUAACCUGCCAUUUGGGAAUCCCGUUAGACGAUUGUGGUGCUUGGAAACAGACACACAUUAUUUGACUGGAGAACUGCACUGCAAAAUUCAAAGAAGAGCAAAUCUGAAGGAUGGCUGUGUUUCAAAAAGUGCAAGUUAAUUAGAUUCACCUUUAAAUGUGAACAAUAUCUAAUUUUUCCCCCAUCCCAAGUGGUGAGGUGCAGGUUUCUGUGUCUCCUGCUAUGUGCUAAACUUUUAAUGUGACCCAAAGCAUGUGCACUCCAAGUAGGCCCUGACUACACAAGCAAAAAAAUAAAAAUAAAAGUUGGAUGAUACUCAUUCGUAAAGUCUAAUCACACAGUGAUUUAGUAGUGGUGAUUGCUUCAGAUUGCACAUUAAUGGUGGCUGGAUCAAUGCUUCCAAGGACCAGUGUUGAACUUUCUCUUUGCUAGCUUGGUGUGAGAGAUAUCCAGAAUGCCUUCGUGAAAUCUCAUUGUUAUCUCUUUUUUGCUUUUCUCAGAAUAAUCUGGAUGCUUCAUUCCGAAGAGGAAAGCCAAAUUUACAUUGA
Molecule: messenger RNA, 8483 nt
Organism: Podarcis lilfordi (Lilford's wall lizard)
Lineage: Eukaryota; Metazoa; Chordata; Lepidosauria; Squamata; Lacertidae
Source: the annotation of a GenBank genome assembly